Molecule: messenger RNA, 1480 nt
Organism: Pollicipes pollicipes
Lineage: Eukaryota; Metazoa; Arthropoda; Thecostraca; Pollicipedomorpha; Pollicipedidae
Product: serpin B8
Exons: 3
Coding region: 155-1468 (437 amino acids)
Molecular function (GO): serine-type endopeptidase inhibitor activity
Source: RefSeq, a predicted model, not a curated record
AACGUCAGCUGACCCUCUGUGGAGCCUGAGCCCCACCGAGCGGACUUGUGCAGCUCGUUGGCUGUUGCUCCUGUCAUUUUGUGAAUGAUCGGCUAACGGACAUCAACCAACGUAUUUACGGCAAUCUUCAUCGGCAGGUCAUCGCCUUCGGAUCAUGUUGCGUCCAAAGCAAGGUUCAUCAUGGGUGCUGCUGUUUUUCGUUGUGUUGGCUGAAGCAGGUGUCCCUUCUAACCUGGACUUAAAGCUGCUGAAGGAAGUGACGUCCGAUCUGAGAAAAAACCAAGCCAUCGCCCCGUUCGUCAUGUCCUCGCUGAUGACUCAGGUCUGGCUAGGAGCCAGGGGCGGCACCAAAAACGAGAUGACCCCAGUACUGGGACUGAGCGGGCCCAGCGACAGGUCUUUCCUGCCGGCCUACAUGUCUGCCAUCGACGAGCUCUCCAGCGGCUCCAGGGACGUCACCACCGCCGUCUUCAACCGCAUCUACCUCCGCAACGGCCUCACCUUCAAGCUCACCUUCAUGGCUCUCCUGCGGCAGUACUACGGCGCUGACAUCAAGACGUUCUCCUCGGAGGCGCGGGCGGCGGCCCAAAUCAAUGCCGAUGUGGCCAGGGUGACCGCAAACCGCAUCACGGACCUCAUCUCCGCUCAGGCACUGCGCGAAUCGGGGCUGGUGCUGGUGAGUGCACUUUAUUUUAAGGGCCAAUGGCUGAAGACGUUUAAGCGAACAGUCAAAGGCCCGUUUUUGACCGAUGCCGGUGAGAAGCAGGUCGAUAUGAUGAACCAGUACACGGUGCUGCCCUACAUCAAGAAAAAGACGUUUGAUGCCAUACCGCUGCCGUACAAGGAUGAAGACUAUGUCAUGUUACUUCUUCGUCCCCUGACGCGUGAUAUGGCUGCUGUCAGACGUCUGCGCAAUUCUCUGGGCUACCUGGAUAUCGCUGAUAUCAUGCGACAGCUCAACAGGCGGCAGCGUGUCCGUGUUGGCAUGCCUCGCUUCAAGAUCACGGCGGACUAUUCGCUGAAACGCACCAUGAAACGUCUAGGGAUCAAGAAAAUAUUCCUCCCUUGGGCCGAUUUCGGGAACAUCAGUGACGAGAGGCUGGAAGUCAGCGAGAUCGUACACAAGGUAUUCAUCGAAGUUACGAAGGAAGGCACCGAGGCCGCCGGGGCAGGGGCCGUGGUCUUCAGACGCAGGAGCAGUGCGGUACGGCGGACGCCGCGUAUUGUCCGUUUCACUUUGGAUCGACCGUUCUUUGCAGUUCUAUGGCACAAAAAGCACAAGAUCAACCUAUUUUCGGCAUACGUUGCCUCGGCCGUAGGCCUGUCACAUGCGAGAGGAACGUCACUCCCCCACAGUCGUGGUACAGCAUGGCUGAUCGGACCGUCCGGCCAAUCACGGGGGCGAAAAACGCUGACGUCACUAAGGUUAACCCGAGGUGCCCGAUCUGUGCCGGGCCCAAGCCAAUAAAACUGACAUCAC